AUUUUCUCCGUUAACCGGCUCAUCCGAAUGUUUACUUUUGUUGGAUCUUUGAAACUGUGAUUGAUUAAUAGAAUUGCGAUUCUUUUGAAAUCGUUCUUCAAUAACUGCUUCCACAUGGACACUGUUGUUUAUGUGGAAAUGUCCUUGAGUAUUUUUAUGGCCCUUACAUGUUUUGUCUUAUAAUUGAAAUGUGAAGUUCUGCCGAAAUGCUUUAAGCACCGAUUUUAUUAUGAGAUUUGUUACAUUUCCAUACGUUGUUGGAAAAACUAUAACUUUGAAAAGUUGUCACUGGGAGACUUUUCAUUUGAAGAACUGAAUGCUAUGGAAAUGAGUUACCUUAAAAAUGAGAGAUAAGAUGGAUUUUUCGAGUGUCCCUGGUGAACAGCAUUCACAAGUGAUGAUUCCUCUGGACGCUAUAAAGAAAGAAAUCUUUGAUGAAUCCUGUGAUGAACUUCAGAGAUCUAUUCAAAAGGUGCCAUCUCUAAGCGAUCUCUCGGAAGAAAACUCACUAGAUCUUCCGAAUCAAGUGCCACCUCUCACUCCAGGGACAAAUCAGAAAAUGGCACAGGCUAUAUCUGCCAGUUUCAGUAGUUGGGAAAAGGAAAGAGAGCAGUAUCAUAUAACGGAAGAUCCAAGAACGUGGAGUGAAGAUGAUGUGAUCCAAUGGCUAUACUGGGCGAUUCGGGAAUUCAGUUUGGAAGGAGUGAUCACGGAAAAUUUCAGAAUGAAGGGUAAAGAUAUGUGUUCGCUGGGGAAAGAAUUGUUUUUGUCUUUGGCUCCCAGUUUUGUUGGCGAAAUCUUGUGGGAUCAUCUGGACAGGCUCUUAAGAGACAUUGAAAAUGGUCGAACAGGCAAUCCAACAAAUCUUGAACUGCUAACAAAUAACGGGUAUGAUGUCAUACCAGAAAUGGAAGAGUUUUUCCCACAAGACUACUGUUACGCACCGCUCAGAGAUUCAAAAGUAACACCAGUAUUGAAUGGGACAAAUCCGAUAUCACCGGCGAUGAACGGUGCUAAUCCAAUAUCUCCAUCAAUGAACGGUCCAGCGACCACACCAAUCCCGGGUAGUCAGCCACCUUAUAUAGAUGGUGGAUACGGCCAAAUUAGUGAAACAAUGCAUACGUUACACGAGAUGACGCAAGAUGAUCUUGGAGUUACGACGGCACAAUUAGAGGAUAAUUCCGAAUAUGUAUUGGAAUCCAUUCCCAAUCAUCCCACCUACAUAGAAAAUAGUCCAGAAUUUUAUUCACCUUCCAAUGUUGUGAUGACCCAAGACACAAAAUAUCAAACACAAUACGUUAAUCGACAUUACAGAGGACGAUAUCCCCACCACGAAAUGGGGUAUUCAGAAAGUUAUAGUCCUCAUCACUAUGAACCACCAUUCCAAACUGUACCUGGCUCAAUCCAAACUGGCUCACACUGGUCAACAGAGAUAAACCACCAGCAUGGUGGUUAUGGUAACAUAAACCGAGAUAGUCAUCUAACGCUCAACAAUAAUCUUCAGAAUAUGAUCGGAAUGCAAAGUCCUCUUCCUCUUCCAGGACAGGACAGCAAACCUGUCAUACAAGCUGCAGUUCUUGCUGGCUAUUCAGGAAGUGGUCCAAUACAAUUGUGGCAAUUUCUACUAGAACUCCUCACCGACAAAUCGUGCCAAAACUUUAUAAGCUGGACUGGAGACGGGUGGGAAUUCAAACUCACAGACCCGGACGAAGUGGCAAGACGAUGGGGUGUUCGUAAAAAUAAACCAAAGAUGAAUUACGAGAAACUCAGCCGAGGACUAAGAUACUAUUAUGACAAAAAUAUUAUCCAUAAAACGGCUGGGAAACGUUACGUUUAUCGUUUUGUCUGUGAUCUGCAGAACUUGUUGGGCUAUAGCCCGGAAGAGUUGCACGCAAUGGUAGAUCUUAAACCCGAUAUCAAAACAGAAGAAUGCUAAGUCACACUUAGUAAACGGGUUACAAGUUUUAUUAUCUGGUCACAUAAAUCAUAGACAUUUGAUACUUACAAAGAAUCAGACCUUGUGUCCGAUACAAACUGUUUCAAUUGUGAUCUGUUUUGAGAUUUUUUUUUAAAAAGGCAAUAUUCUUGAUGAACUAAUUACCGAAAAUAUUCUAGUUAACAUCGACAGAAACAGAGGCUAGUCAGGUACUUGUUUCUUUUGUACAAGAAAACUACAGUAUUCGCCUGUUCUGUCCUGUGUUUCUUUCCUGUCUCUCUUUGAAGAUUAUGAAGGGCUUGGGGUUAAAUAAUUAUAAACCACAUUUGUUUAAGAGAGCUUUAAAGUGGUAGAAAGAGUGUUGAAAAACACCAAAAAUUGUACUGUUAUUAAAUGAAAGUAUUGUGCUGUUAUCAAAUAAGAGAUUUGUUAAGUGCCUAUUUGUUAACCAUACAUUUUGAUAUAAAAAUAUAACCUUUAGAAUGUGGCUUAUCACUAUAUUUCCCCUAAGCCCUCUUUUAUCAUUUAUGUUUGUCUUGCCUGCAAGUAAUAUUGUUGUAUAUAUUUUUAUUAUUUAAGGAACUGAACUUUAUAUUUCAUCAUUCUUUAUAGAAAAUACAUUUAUAAGUUUCAUUAAUAAGUAUAAUGUUGAUUGUUUACAGUGGUUAACUAGUCUGUUUGGAUGCACAUUUACAAUUGCAAAAUAGUAAUUUUUUUAAAUAUUUACAAAAAAUGUAAAAUUUUAAAAAUCAAUCUAACAUUCCCAAUUAAUUAAAUAAGUGCCUUUUUUAUAACUAA
Parasteatoda tepidariorum (common house spider) is the source of this 2734-nucleotide messenger RNA. Its product is annotated as protein c-ets-1-A. Gene Ontology annotation, cellular component: nucleus. Gene Ontology annotation, molecular function: DNA-binding transcription factor activity, RNA polymerase II-specific; sequence-specific DNA binding. The record is from RefSeq and is a predicted model, not a curated record. Lineage: Eukaryota; Metazoa; Arthropoda; Arachnida; Araneae; Theridiidae. Gene Ontology annotation, biological process: cell differentiation; regulation of transcription by RNA polymerase II.